AUGGUCAAAGAUAACGAAACAGUCAUCGAAGAGUUCAACGACCUCGUCAACAUGACAGCCGACGAGCUUCGAAACUGGUUAAAAGAAGAACAGUCCCAGUCCUCCGGUUGGGGCGCUGAGUCCGGAGAGACAGUCGGUCAUGAAAGCGGACGCAAAAUCGUCUCCAUCCUCGAACACAACCCCGACAAAGACCCGAACAAGUACAGAGAUGAGGAUCUCGAACAUAUGAGAAAGGUGGUGUCUUAUUGCAAGAGACAUCUUGCACAGGAGGAGAAGGCGAAGCAGAAUACGGACAGUAAGAGCUAUAAAUCGCUGAAGAACUGGGGCCACGACCCUUUGAAGAACUAG
Messenger RNA from Penicillium maclennaniae, 348 nucleotides. Its product is annotated as DUF3140 domain-containing protein. The record is from RefSeq and is a predicted model, not a curated record. NCBI's taxonomy places the organism in Eukaryota, Fungi, Ascomycota, Eurotiomycetes, Eurotiales, Aspergillaceae. The transcript is spliced from 3 exons. Bases 1 to 348 code for a protein of 115 amino acids.